Stylonychia lemnae is the source of this 258-nucleotide messenger RNA. The record is from the annotation of a GenBank genome assembly. Lineage: Eukaryota; Ciliophora; Spirotrichea; Sporadotrichida; Oxytrichidae.
AUGUGUAAAAAAGGAUUAAUACUCUUUGCAUUGGAUUCCAAGCUUAUUCUUGAGUUAUAUUUGGAUACAGUGGCCGUGCAUUAGCAGUGCAUAUAGCAAAUUAGUGAAGUUACUAGCUUUUUUACCAAGAGAUGUUUUGUUUUCGGUCGGUUAAAGACUGUCUUCAUUGUUGGAUGCAAACUAGAGUUUGGAUUAAAACUUGUACUUAAAGUUUACUUUAUAUGGAAUGAUCCUCAAAAGCUAAAUCUUGGUGAAUGA